CGACCAUUGACAGCCUGCAUCGGCGCGGCAAGGCUGCGUCUGUCAUUGGAAGUGUGAAGACAUCCGCCAACAUGUGCCGACGGGGGUGGAGGACAUCGAGCAUUUAUUCUACAUCACCGGCGUCCCCGCGACCCACUACGACGCAGCAUAUGUAACGAGGCCUGUCACGAGUUGGACGAAGUCUUCAUUUACGCGGGAUCCCCUCGAAAGAGACACAGCGCAACCGUCACAGAACACCUUCACGCCGGCAGAAACAUGGAAGCCGAUGAUGCGGUCGAGCACGACAGUACCUUUGGAGGUGAUCGAGAGUCCGUGGCAAGCAGCAGCACGUCUAUGAGCAGCGCAGUCACCAGAUACCAAUACGAGAAUGGUCGCCGAUAUCAUGCCUAUCAAGCUGGAAAGUACUUCUUUCCCAACGAUGAGCAAGAGCUGGACCGGCAAGAUUUGGAGCACCAUAAUCAGAAGUUACAGCUGGAUGGGAAGCUACACAAGUGCCCUCUAGUGGAUGAACCUAAAGAGAUUCUAGAUAUCGGGACAGGCACUGGAAUAUGGUGCAUGGAGAUGGCGGACCAGUACCCCGAUUGUCAGAUCAUAGGAACCGAUCUAAGUCCCGUGCAACCGACAUGGGUACCACCCAACUGCCGCUUCGAGAUCGACGACUUCGAAAACGAAUGGACGUUUGGCAACAAUCGAUUUGAUAUGAUCCACCAUCGCUUCCUAGUCGGCCACAUAUCGGAUCCACCCGAAUUCUACAAACGGGUAUUCAACGCGCUGAAACCCGGAGGCAGCCUCGAGCUGGCGGAGAUGGAGCUUGGGACAUUUUGCGAUGAUGGCUCGGUGCCAGAAGACUGCUCCAUCAUGCAAUGGGGUGAUUAUCUGAAUGAAGCAUUUCGAAAGAUGGGCAGGGUACCGCUCACCGCAGACCAAUACAAAGAAUUGCUGGAGCAGCAGGGCUUCGAGAACGUGCACGCGGAGGUUAUCAAGAGGCCCUCGAACGACUGGCCGAAGGAUCCGAAGUGGAAAGAGAUAGGACGGUACAGCUGCUUGAACUACCUGGAGGGCCUGGAAGGAUUUACAGUGGCUCCAUUCACCAGAAUCCUGGGCUGGAAAUUGGAAGAAGUGCAAGUCUUCGUGGCUGCUGUGCGCAAGGAUUGGGUGAAGAGGAAAUACCAUGCAUACCAUAAGGGCAUACUUGUAUAUGCGACAAAGCCCAAGCUACCGGCGCAAUGAAAGAGGGGUGCUCAUCUCGCAACGCCGCAAUUUGUCCAAUGGCACCCACCUGCGAACCAACCACGCAGAAAGCGAUUCGCUUAUGAGCACAAAUCACCAUCGCAAUCCCAGACCUGCGGCCACGCCUCCAGUGAUACGCUUGUUGCUCUGUUGGUGGAGGCGAUCAGGUACAUCUGGUCGCAUGCAGCGCUGACGGCCGUCGCUUCCGCAGCUCACAAGAAUGGUGUUCGAUGUUGUGCUGAAUUGCUUCCACAGCCUAGAUUGCUGACUCGCACAUUUCAUAGGUCAUCGUUGCCGAGGGGCCCAUACAAAUCCUUUGAUCAUUUGAAGCUUCUCGUUGCCUGUGACACCCCUACGGGAGUGUCCAAUUCAACCACUUCGUUCUACCCGGAGGUACGGACCCGAAUUGGGCAGGUCGGAGUUGGACGCCGAUCCAAUAUUCGAUCUCCAGCUUGGCAAUUCAUGCGACAGUGUGCCCAGAGAGACAGGAGUGUAUUUGGAGUGAAUUCAGAUUUCGAUCAAAUGUGCAGUCAGCCAACUCGCCCAGAUAUCUUCGUCGCCCCGAGACUGUGACUGCG
Molecule: messenger RNA, 1808 nt
Organism: Cercospora beticola
Lineage: Eukaryota; Fungi; Ascomycota; Dothideomycetes; Mycosphaerellales; Mycosphaerellaceae
Product: class I SAM-dependent methyltransferase
Molecular function (GO): methyltransferase activity
Source: RefSeq, a predicted model, not a curated record